AUGAUAUACCAAAUAGAACCCAAUUUUGUUUUAUCUUUUCUCAUCUUUUCACAUGUGUCUCUCUUCCAUUUCACCUCAAUUUCAGCUCAAGAAGUUGAGAACGAGAGAGAAUUUGACUACAUAGAGAAGAGUGGGAAAGGACCAAAAUUUUGGGGAUCUCUUAAUAAAGAUUGGGCUGCGUGUAAUAAAGGACGUUUGCAGUCGCCGAUCGAUUUGUCAAGUGCUCGAGUGAAGAUGAUCAGUAUAUCCGAAGAUUUGAAGAGGAUGUACAAACCUGCUGAGGCAAUCAUCAAGAAUAGAGGCCAUGAUAUUUUGCUUCAAUGGACGGCGAAGACUGCAGGUUCACUCAAAUUCAACGGCGCCGAAUACUUUCUCAAACAAGUUCAUUGGCACUCACCUUCUGAACAUGCCAUUAAUGGAAAAAGGUUUGCCAUGGAGCUACAUAUGGUGCACCAAUGCGAGGACCCUAAAGUGAAGAACAAUGUAACUGUUAUUGGACAACUCUACCAAUUUGGUCCUCCUAAUCCUUUCCUCUACAAGCUCAUAUGCAACAUUUCAGCAAUGAGUGAUAAAAUCAUGCAAAGGCCAAUGGGAGUAAUAGAUCCAAACCAAAUCGAAUUGAAAGGAAAUAAGUUUUAUAACUACAUUGGUUCGUUGACUGUCCCUCCUUGCACUGAAGGUGUCAUUUGGAUCAUCGAUGAAAAGAUACCAUCUGUUUCAAGGGAACAGGUUCAUGCUAUCCGAGAAGCUGUCCAUGAUUAUGCAGAAGAAAAUGCAAGGCCACUGCAACCACUCAACCAACGAGAGAUAGCAUUUUUCGAUCCCAAACCCAAGUGA
This is a messenger RNA of Hibiscus syriacus, 837 nucleotides long. RefSeq names its product alpha carbonic anhydrase 4-like. The transcript has 7 exons. The record is from RefSeq and is a predicted model, not a curated record. Gene Ontology annotation, molecular function: zinc ion binding; carbonate dehydratase activity. Bases 1 to 837 code for a protein of 278 amino acids. Lineage: Eukaryota; Viridiplantae; Streptophyta; Magnoliopsida; Malvales; Malvaceae.